Molecule: messenger RNA, 1831 nt
Organism: Spinacia oleracea (spinach)
Lineage: Eukaryota; Viridiplantae; Streptophyta; Magnoliopsida; Caryophyllales; Amaranthaceae
Product: wax ester synthase/diacylglycerol acyltransferase 4
Exons: 5
Coding region: 164-1612 (482 amino acids)
Biological process (GO): triglyceride biosynthetic process
Cellular component (GO): plasma membrane
Molecular function (GO): diacylglycerol O-acyltransferase activity
Source: RefSeq, a predicted model, not a curated record
GACUUCAUAUAAAACCCAUAGCCAUAAGAGCGGAUCUCCCUCCCAUCCUUCCUAAGCCUAACACUAUUACACUAUUACACUAUUACUACUACUACUACUACUACUACUACUACUACUACUAAGUCAAAGACAUACAACGUUAUUGUGUUUGGAAACAAGGGAAAUGGAUUCCGGGUUGCAAAUAAAAACAGAAUACAAAGAAGAAGAAGAAGAAGGUGCAGAAGACGAACCAGUGUCUCCUACAGGACAAUACUUCAAUAGCAAAACAAUGUCAGUUCGUGUCCUUGGAAUUUUGGAAUCCGAAAUUCCCAUUGAUGAGUCCUGUGCAUUACCACUACUUCAGGAUCUCUUCCUUCCCAUCAACACAAGGUUCUCAUCCAUUAUGGUAUCUGAUCACAAGGGUGUAAAACAAUGGAAAAGGGUGGAGGUGAACCUUCCAGAUCAUCUCAAUCUUCCCAGAUUUCCUGACAACUUGUCCCUCGAAAAAUAUGAUGACUGUUUCGACAAAUAUAUAACCGAAAUUGCUAUGAAACCACUGUCAAAAGACAAACCAUUAUGGGAAGUUCACAUUUUUAAUUACCCAACAAACAAAGCAGCAGCACACCUCAUCUUCAAGCUUCACCAUGCGCUCGGUGAUGGCUUUUCUCUUAUGGGAGCACUUCUUUCCUGUAUGCAAAGAGCAGAUAAUCCUUCCCUUCCGUUAACCUUCCCAUCAAUGCAACCCAGCUCAGAAGCUAACAGAAAAGCUACUGAUGAUAUUGGCUGUCUGCCAAAAACCUUGUCAACAAUCUACAAUACAACCCGUGAUUAUGGAUGGAGUGUGCUAAAGGGUAGUUUUAUCGCUGAUGAUAAAACACCAAUUAGAUCAGGGGAUGAAGGUGUAGAAUUCCAUUCAGUACAGAUCUCUACAGUUGAAUUGUCCCUGGAUCAAAUUAAACAAAUCAAAACAGCAAUAGGAGCGACUAUAAAUGAUGUGCUUACUGGUAUAAUCUUCUAUGGGACUCGAUUAUACAUGGAAGCAGCAGGAAAAGGAUUUGGUACUUCUGAAACAACAGCACUAGUGUUGCUUAACACUAGAAAUAUCAAUGGUUACAAGUCCAUUCAAGACAUGGUUAAAACUCACUCUGAAACAAAAUGGGGAAACCAGUUUGCAUUUUUACAUGUCGCACUACCUGAAUUAUUCAAUGAUAAAUCUUCCAAACCCCUGGAAUUUAUUUCUGAAGCACAGAAAAUCAUUAAGAGGAAGAGAAAUUCUUUGGCUGUCUAUCUCACUGGUCAGAGCCUGGAGUUUUUAAGAAAAUACAGAGGUCCUGAGGCAGCAGCUGAAUUUAUCCAUAGUACACUACAGAAAUCAACCAUGACAGUCUCAAACAUGAUUGGUCCAGUUGAACAAAUGGCCUUAGCAAAUCACCCAUGCAAAGGCUUGUAUUUCAUGGUCGUUGGUGUUCCUGAGAGCCUGACAAUAACCGUUAUGAGUUACAUGCGCACAUUAAGGAUUGCUAUUGGCGUUGAAAAGGGCUACAUAGAUGUGCAGAAGUUCAACUCAUGCAUAGAAAAUGCUUUUCAGCUGAUAUACAAAGCAGCCGUUAAGAUACCUAACGAUUACAAUUGAGAAUUAGCUUUGCUUUUAUUCUUAAAAAGGUGGAUUUAUUAUAUCCUUAUAACUGUUCAAUAAAUACAUACCAAGGCUAGGUUUAUCUUAUGGAAGGAAAUUAUAACCCAUUUCAAAGAAAAUAGGCAGAAAAAGAUAAUGAUAGCUGCUUCAUUUUAUUUAAAAACUGUGUUUGUAUUCAUAUUGAACUUUUGCAAGGAUUUGAUCUCUUUUAUUAAA